Molecule: messenger RNA, 7666 nt
Organism: Choloepus didactylus (southern two-toed sloth)
Lineage: Eukaryota; Metazoa; Chordata; Mammalia; Pilosa; Megalonychidae
Gene: USP37
Product: ubiquitin specific peptidase 37
Exons: 25
Coding region: 386-3325 (979 amino acids)
Biological process (GO): protein deubiquitination
Molecular function (GO): cysteine-type deubiquitinase activity
Source: RefSeq, a predicted model, not a curated record
CGUGUUUGCGUAUGGUCACAGUUCCCGCCAUCAGCUGCUUUCCCUGAGUAGGGGUUAGCUAGCGACCCAGCUCCACCGUGGUCGGUGUCCCUUCUUUCUUUGCCCGCGCCCUUUCCCUUCCGUGCGGAUUCUGUGCUUUCCGCGGGCCUGUCCUGGGGCUCCGGACCCGAAGGCACAGCUGAGCUGAUGGCUUCCGGAGGACUGGCAUAGCUGCAGAAUAUGAGUAGUUCCCCAAGAAGAGUGCUUUGCCUUUGGCACAAGGAUCAGAAUAAAGAUGAAUUGUUAACAUAAGGUUUUUCAGUAAAAGUCACUGAAAAAACCUAUCAGGUAAAGGUGUAUUUUUCUUUUUUAAGUUUGCUAGAAGCAAUUUAUUUUUAAAGAAAGUAUGUCUCCUCUGAAGAUACAUGGUCCUAUCAGAAUUCGAAGUAUGCAGACUGGGAUUACAAAGUGGAAAGAAGGAUCCUUUGAAAUUGUGGAAAAAGAAAAUAAAGUCAGCCUAGUGGUCCACUACAAUACUGGAGGAAUUCCAAGGAUAUUUCAGCUAAGUCAUAAUAUUAAAAAUGUGGUGCUUCGGCCCAGUGGAGCAAAACAAAGCCGCCUAAUGUUAACUCUACAAGAUAACAGCUUCUUGUCUAUUGACAAAGUACCAAGUAAGGAUGCUGAGGAAAUGAGGUUGUUUCUAGAUGCAGUCCAUCAAAACAGACUUCAUGCAGCCAUGAAGCCUUCACAGGGUUCUGGUAGUUUUGGAGCUAUUCUGGGCAGCAGGACCUCACAGAAGGAAACCAAUAGGCAGCUUUCUUACUCAGACAAUCAGGCCUCUUCAAAAAGAGGAAGUUUGGAUACCAGAGAUGAUAUUCCGUUUCGAAAAGUUCUUGGUAAUCCAGCUAGAGGAUCUAUUAAGACUGCAGCAGGAAGUGGAAUACCUGUUUCCCGGACGAUUCCUUCUUUGACGUCUACAUCAACACCUCUUAGAUCAGGUUUAUUAGAAAAUAGGACUGAAAAGAGGAAAAGAAUGCUGUCAUCUGGCUCAGAGUUGAAUGAAGAUUACCCUAAGGAAAAUGAUUCAUCAUCGAACAACAAGGCUAUGACAGAUCCCUCAAGAAAAUACUUAACUAGCAGUAGAGAAAAACAACUCAGUUUGAAACAGUCAGAAGAGAAUAGAACAUCAGGGCUUUUACCUUUACAAUCAUCAUCCUUUUAUGGUAGCAGAGCUGGAUCCAGGGACUUCUCUUCUGGGAGCACUAACUUAGACAGGACUAAUGUUUCAAGCCAAACUCCCUCUGCCAAAAGAAGUUUGGGAUUUCUUCCUCAGCCAGCACCUCUUUCUGUUAAAAAACUGAGGUGUAAUCAAGAUUACACUGGCUGGAACAAACCAAGAAUGCCCCUUUCCUCUCACCCACAACAACUGCAGGGCUUCUCCAAUUUGGGAAAUACAUGCUAUAUGAAUGCUAUUUUGCAAUCUCUCUUUUCACUCCAGUCGUUUGCAAACGAUUUGCUUAAGCAGAGUAUCCCAUGGAAGAAAAUUCCACUCAAUGCACUUAUCAGACGCUUUGCACACCUGCUUGUUAAAAAAGAUAUCUGUAAUUCAGAGACCAAAAAAGAUUUACUCAAGAAGGUUAAAAAUGCCAUUUCAGCUACAGCAGAGAGAUUCUCUGGUUAUAUGCAGAAUGAUGCUCAUGAAUUUUUAAGUCAAUGCUUAGACCAGCUGAAAGAGGAUAUGGAAAAAUUAAAUAAAACUUGGAAGACUGAACCUGUUCCUGGAGAAGAUUCACCAGAUAUUUCAGCCACCAGAGUAUAUACUUGCCCUGUUAUUACUAAUUUGGAGUUUGAGGUUCAGCAUUCCAUUAUUUGUAAAGCAUGUGGAGAGACUAUUCCCAAAAAAGAACAGUUUAAUGACCUCUCUAUCGACCUUCCUCGAAGGAAAAAGCCACUCCCUCCUCGAUCAAUUCAAGAUUCUCUUGAUCUUUUCUUUAGGGCAGAAGAACUUGAAUAUUCCUGUGAGAAGUGUGGUGGGAAGUGUGCUCUUGUCAGGCACAAAUUUAACAGGCUACCCAGGGUCCUCAUUCUUCAUUUGAAACGAUACAGCUUUAAUGUUGCUCUCUCACUUAACAAUAAGAUUGGACAGCAAGUCAUCAUUCCAAGAUACCUCACCUUGUCAUCGCAUUGCACUGAAAAUACAAAACCACCCUUUACCCUCAGUUGGAAUGCACAUAUGGCAAUUUCUAGACCAUUGAAAGCCUCUCAAAUGGUGAAUUCCUGCAUCACCAGCCCUUCUACACCUUCAAAGAAAUUUACCUUCAAAUCCAAGAGCUCCCUGGCUUUAUACCUUGAUUCAGACAGUGAGGAUGAGCUAAAACGCUCAGUGGCCUUUAGCCAGAGACUUUGUGAAAUGUCAGGCAGCGAACAGCAGCAGGAAGACCUGGAAAAAGAUUCAAAAUUAUGCACAAUGGAGCCUGAGAAGUCUGAAUUAGAAAACUCAGGAUAUGAUGGAAUGAGCGAAGAAGAGCUUCUAGCAGCUGUCUUAGAGAUAAGUAAGAGAGAUAUUUCACUCUCUCUGAGUCAUGAAGAUGAUGAUAAACCAACCAGUAGCCCAGAUACUGGAUUUGCAGAGGAUGAUAUUCAGGAAAUGCCUGAAAAUCUGGAAUCUGUGGAAACUGAGAAGCCCAAAGCAAUCACAGAGCCAGAUCCUGCCAGUUUUACUGAGAUAACUAAAGACUGUGAUGAGAAUAAAGAAAACAAAACCCCAGAAGGAUCUCAGGGAGAGGUUGAUUGGCUCCAGCAAUAUGAUAUGGAGCGUGAAAGGGAAGAACAAGAGCUUCAGCAGGCAUUGGCUCAGAGCCUUCAGGAGCAAGAGGCUUGGGAACAGAAAGAAGAUGAUGACAUCAAAAGAGCAACAGAGUUAAGUCUUCAAGAGUUUAACAACUCCUUUCUGGAUGCAUUGGGUUCUGAUGAGGACUCUGGAAAUGAGGAUGUUUUAGAUAUGGAGUACACAGAAUCUGAAGCUGAGGAACUGAAAAGAAAUGCUGAGACAGGAACUCUUCCUCAUUCAUAUCGGCUCAUCAGUGUUGUCAGUCACAUUGGUAGCACUUCUUCUUCAGGUCAUUACAUUAGUGAUGUGUACGACAUUAAGAAGCAGGCGUGGUUUACUUAUAAUGAUCUAGAGGUAUCUAAAAUCCAAGAGGCUUCCGUGCAGAGUGAUCGGGAUCGGAGUGGUUACAUCUUCUUUUACAUGCACAAGGAGAUCUUUGAUGAGCUGCUGGAAACAGAAAAGAACUCUCAGGCACUUAGCAUGGAAGCAGGGAAGACCACUCGUCAGACCUCGUGAGGAAAAACUUCCUGGGUUGGCAGUGUGCACUGCAUGUUCUCUUUUACUGCCUCCCACUAAACCUUUCCUCUGCCAGAGGAGAGUUCAGAACUGUACUUAAUGCGGGAGCAGCAAACAGCUCAGGGCCCAACCAAAAGAGGAAAAUUGCAAUUAUGCAGAAUGCUCCAUGCUGUUUUAUGGAAACCUUGGUCUCACACCUGUAGCUGAUUAUCCUCUUUUUCUCCCACAAGAGUGGAACUUCCUAUUGUCUUAGGAAUACAUGUUGUAAAUAGAUAGAUGUAUACACACACAUGUACACACACACAGAAUGAAUGGAGCCUUAAAAAGUUAGAAUGAGUCACCAGAGUAUGCCUGUUCAAAAUUAAUAGCACAGCAGUUUGGAGAAGAAAUGAAGGUGUCAAAUAGUCCAUUCACCUGAGAAAUGUGUGAAGGAUACACAGUUGGCUUUUAGCUUUUACGUUCUUUGAGUAGUUUCACUCAAGGCUAUAAUCUUUCAUGUGAUUCUUAUUAGUAAAGUUCACUGGAAAGCCAGCUCUCCAUGUUACACUAAUGAUAGUUUGGCCUCCUUGCAAGGGAUGGGCUUUUCUGUCACAUGACUUGAGUUUUGUUGUUGUUUUGUUUUGUUUUUUUUUAAUUUCAUGGAUUUGUAAUGCCGUUGCUGUUUACAUGCAGUCCCAAGAAAUGGAUUGUUGGUGCUUUGGAAUUUGUUAUAUAGUCCCAAUUUGAUAUUCAUUGUACACUCUGCAUUUUCUUUAAUGAGAUUCCUUCAUGCAAUAUGUUCAUCAUAUAUCAUCUAUAUUAUUAGAGAGGUGAAGAAAAGAGUCUUUUGUUUUUCUUCUGUAUCAUUCUUCCAUGAAACAGACACUACCUUAACAGGUUGUAACCAAAACUUUUAGGAGUUAGGAAGAUAAUGUCCCAUUUGGGACUCACCAUCAGGUAUUCUUUGAAGAGGCAGCAGAGAUGUUUAGGGUUAGGGAAGAAUGCUAGCAUCUCUGGACCACUAAUGCAAAAAGCCCUACCGCAAGUGUGAAAUUAAGUUUAUGAGUAUAGGAUAGAGCUUGAACAUUUAACUUUUUGCUGUCUGGCUUUGCCCUUAAAACAGGGUGGGAAUAAAAUGCAAUUGGUGUAGGUAAUACCAAGAACUAACAAAUAAAGGUGCAUAAUAUAUUUAUCUUACUGUUCAGGUGCUUUAAGUUGAUGUUAAAUGCGGGCACAACAUAAUGUGCAACAUUAGUUUCUCAGCUGACAUUACCAGUUUAGUAGGCAGCUUGCAAACCAUACAAACAAUGAAUUUGAGGGUAGAAUUCUGUCAGGUGUCAUUAGGAUCUCACAGUUAAUUAUAGAAAAAUGAAACCUUCAGUAUUUUCUUUCAUGUUUUUUCUUUCUUUUAUUGUAAACGGGGAUUAUUCUUCAGUUCUGACAUAGGGACAAAACCACAUCCAUUUUUCAGGGGGAGAAAAUAUUUUAAAAUCCAUCGUCACAGAAGAUGCAAUAUCUUUUCCAAAAGGUUUCCUUAAGAGAUCUGCAGCCCCCACUCUUGGAAUUGGAUGUGUUCUGACAUAGUAACCUAUUCUAAAGCAUCUUUUGAUUGUAAGUGGCCUCAGCACUUUUGCUUAACUACUGAUAAAUGUUAUGCCUCCUUCUCUCUCCCACAUACAUUACUGUAGUGAAUGUUACAAAAUGGUACAGUGGUGGGAUUUGCAGGAGUAGUUUAGAGAAGAGAGGAAUAAUUGUUCAAAGACUAGCUUUUUAAAGUUUAUUUCCACCAGGGAGCCUUUUGUUUUUUGUUUGCUUGAAAAUAACUGGUUUCAUCAUAAAUGAGUAAAGUGGUAAUCAAAUUCUUUAUUUAUUACUGCCCUGUUUUUGCCUUUGGGAGCUUUGAGAGUUCCUGUGUAAAAUGUUUGGGAAUGAUUUGAAGUGAGGGCUGCAGUAGGGCCAAAAGAAAAGUAGAAAAUGCUAAAAGCCUAGACUGCCUCGUGAAGCAGCCCCAUUUGAAUUGCUCUCAUAGCUUGAAUGUGUGUACAGUUUAGAAGUACACUUGCCUCAGAAAUCUGAAUUGAUUUGGUCUUCAUGUCUUGGGUAGUACUUGUUAGUUGAAAAUAAGUUACUGGGAUAUAUGAAUUAUCUCACUGCUCAUAUAAUUACAAGUUUGGGCUUGAAUUUUACUUGAUAUCUAUAUCCAUUGUUGUGGCCUUGUCAGCUUCCCCCUUUCCCUUAAUUUCUUUAACUAUCACUCCUUUCACUACAGUUAAAUGGUCAGUGAAGGGUUAGUGACUACAGAUGGAGAUUUCAGCUGGACUAUGUUGAUAGAGUUUGUUAUUUUUUUGAACUGGCUGUAUAUAUUUAAAAAUUAUAGAUAAUAUAUUAUUUUUUGCACAGUGUAAUCAGUUUGCCAUAGUUGGGGAAUGGGGCAGUUGGCAUACUGGGGUCAGAAAGGGAUGUGUUAGAUAGGGACAGAGUGCUUGAGUCCCAGGCAGUCUACACAAUAACUAAUUAACUUUCUUUAGUGCAAAUGCCAAAUGUGUGGUGACAUUACUUUAAAUGACAUUGAAUUGGAACUUGACAGCACUUAGUUCUGCACAUGACCUUUUGAUCUUAAUUGGAAUUUUUUAAAAGAAAAAUAAACCAAAUAAAAUUCAAGCUUGUUGAUCUUUGUCAUCUAAUAUGGAUAGUUGGAAAGUUGCAUGUGGCCAAAUGCUAUUAUCACUUUAGUUGACAUGACUGAGAAGAUGACUGUUUUGUAGGGAAUAUACUUAUAUUCGAGUGCACACCAUCAGUUUUGGCUCAGCAGGAUAGAUUAGAAGCAAAUCCAUUAAUUGUUCUAUGUAUAUUUUGAUUGCAGAAGCUGUUUGUUUACUUGCCAAGGUCUAUUAAUUUCAGGCCUAACUUAAAUGAUUUAAUAAAUGUAACAAAUGUAAAUGUGUUUACAUUUUAAGUAUGCAGUGAUUCUUACAGAUCAGUUCAUUGACUCCAGGAGGCAAAUAUUAGGCUACACAUGUCUUUCUCUCCUUCAUUGAGUAUAAAAUUCUUCUACAAGUUAAGCUUUAAGAAUUAAAACCUAAGCAAGGUAAUUCAUGAAUUUACUUAUUCUUCCAUACUGUAGUUAGCAUUAUGUAACUAUGUAUAGCUACAGGUACAGUUGUAUACUGAAAAUUUUCUGAAGCCAUCUAAAUUGAAGAGAUUCUUGGCAGGGUUUCAAAUAUAUAGUUGAACAUGGGGGUAGAGAGGGCUGGGGGAAAGGCAGACAGAAAAAAGGAAGUAUAUAAACUCAUUUGAGAUUUAUUGGGAAGAAGUUAUAUUUAAAAAAAUAAAAAUAUUAUUAUUCUCCCUCUUCUCUCCUCUGAAAUGACUGCAGUGGAUUAUCUUAGUUAUUCAUCCAUUUUCUCCCCCAUUUGAUUUAAUUGACCUCCUCAUGUGGUCUUUUGUUUUAAAUCAGAGACACAAAUUUCCAAGUACACAUGAAUCUUGUAUAUAUAGGGAGAUAUUAGGAAAAAUCACCACCAACCCAACACCAGUGGCAGGUCACAUUAAAGAAUCCUGAUGAAACAGAUAAUGUCCUUUUCCUCCCAUCUUGCUUUACACUGAGUAUGUACACUUAGUGUAAGUGUGUACACUGUGUGUGUACAAAAGCAACAGAUUUUUGCCCUCUGACAUGUAUUAUUCCAAAAUGCUAAUUUUAUCUCUAUCAAUGUCUUAUUAACAUCUAAAAAUAUAUAUAUUUUAUUUUAUUGGAAAACUAUGGUUAGGCUGUGAGAGUUUUAUGACAGAAUUGUUUUGAAUCCUUUAUGGCAUGCUUUGAUUACUAAAGGGCAGAGGUUCAAAGUAUAAGUGUCUCUACUGGCAUGAGGGUUUGGAUCAGGACCCAGGUUUGUCAGAAGGUCAAAGCCAAAACAGAAGAGCAGUCAACUGAACUGGUCUGUUUUGAGGACAAAGUGGCCUGACUGAAGAACAUGGCCACAUGCAGUUGUGACACCCCUUUUCCUCUUACCCAGGUUACCCUCCCUCUGGUCUUUUCCUUCCCUCCCCAAUUUCUAUGGCCUAUUGUCAGUGUUCUUUAUUUAUGCUUAUGGAGAGGAAAACAGAAGUGGGGUUCCUACAUUUUGCCUAAUUGAGCCACUACCAGGUUGGCUGGCAGCUUUGGCCACAUUAUUUGUGAGGUGAUUUUUUUCCUUUGUGUUCUGAGUGACUUUUGAUUCUGAUUCUUUAUGUUGUUUUGUAUGGAGCAGCACUUUAUCUGUGUUUUAGCAGAACUGUUCCUCUGUAUCCUUUACGGUUUUUCAUUUUUGUUUCCUUUUUAAAUUAUGCUUAGAGUUUUUUGUGUGCGUGAAAUUAAAGCCUUUA